AUGUCCUGCCAAAACCUACUAGCACAAAACACCACAACCAACGAGACCUGCACAGCCUCAAGACUUACCAACACGCGUAAUGCUGGUCGAAAACGACGCUCAUGUGUCAUGUGCAGCAAGCGAAAGGUCAAAUGUGACAAGAAAAAGCCAUGCACAAGCUGCAUCAAGACAGGAAACGAAUGCACGUUCCCGGCCGUGGCCGCAAAUCGGAUCCAAGCGGGAGUGACCCCAGACCUAGUCGAGAUGCUGCAAAGGCUAGAGAAGGUCGUACAGACCCUAGAGCCGAGAGAGUCAGACGAGACUGAGGCCGCCUUGGGUUCAGAAAAUUGCCAAUUUCUUGGUGGUGAUCAUCAGGCCAAUCUUACCGAACAACCCUCAGAUAAUACUGCUACAUUGGCACAAACAACCGGCGGGAAUGAUGCUGAGCCUGAUGAUCACGAGGUCAUAACUGGUUUAAGCAAUCAGAAUCAACCCCGAGUAUCACAACAAAAGGUCACAAGCGUAUCAUCAAACCAUGGGAAGAGCCCGGGUAGGAUAGUCCGUGAUCAUGGCAGGAAUACAUAUGUACGACGCUGGUUUUGGGAUGAUGGAAGCACAGAGGUAACAAAAGCUCCUGCUUAUAUAUCAGCAUGUACUUACCGUCUGGAGACUAGCAGCGGUUCUUCAUCAGAUGCAGAUGAUGACGAUAUGACCGAAGAUGGAGGUCAUCUAGGUGAGAGCUCGACAAGCCGGUGCCAUGGAACAAGCGAUAUGUCAAAAGAAGACAUCAUGAAGACACUAACAGCUCAGAAAAGACAUCUUUGGGUCAUUUACAAAGAAAGAGUGGAGCCAUUAACGAAGUUAUCGCAUUUACCGAUAUUGGAGCGGGCUGUUUUUGCGUCACCCCAAGUAGGCUCUCUUGAAGGUAUGCAAUGCAUUGUCCUAGCAGUUCACUACGGUUCAGUCACCAGUCUGAGUGAGGACGAAUGCAACUCCAUAUUUGGUAGCGGACAAGCCCAUGUUCUAGGCUGCAUGCGAGAGGAGCUGGAGGGACUAUUUGCCGGCUCCUUACUCAUGCACACUGGCGACAUUCGACCUCUACAAGCUCUGACUCUAUACCUGGUGUUUCUCAGGCAUCACGAGCCCAAGAUAUCUUGGAAGCUAUCAGGGCUUGCUAUAAGACUGGCGCAGAAUUUUGGAUUGCAUCGAGAAGACAGUUUCAUCGGGCUCACCACAUUCGAGACCGAGAUGCGGCGGAGGUUGUGGUGGCAGCUAGCCAUUCUCGAUGCACCGUCCGCUGAAGAUUAUUCAGGAGAAUAUAAUUUGCUAGAAAUGGGCAGUUUCGACACUCAUCCGCCCCUAAACCUGAACGAUGCACAACUACAUCCUGCCAUAACGCGAUGCCCACCAGAAAAGAGGAGCAUCACUGAGAUGACGUUCACCUUGGCCCGCUGUCAAAUCACGAGCAUGUAUCGUUGCAUAGCUGAUUCGAGAAGGAUUUGUGGAAACACAGGGAAAACAUAUGCGACUAUGACGCCAGAAGAACGGGCUGACUGGAUCGAUGAUUGCGAGAAUGACUUUUCAGAGAGCUUCUUGAGAGAUUGCAUUCCUACUAAUGCAUUUCACUGGGUUACCGUUGUUCUUACUCGAAUGCUCUUCCACAAAGUCCGACUGCACGGAUUCAAUCCUUUACAAGACACUGGACAUAUGCCAGAAAGUACUCGAGAGAGACUCUUUCUAGUUGCAGUCGAAGUCAUAGAGCUUAAUUAUAAAUUGCGCACUGAUCCACGGACACGUCCGUGGCUUUGGCUCUUGGGCUCUUAUACCCAGUGGCAUGCAUUCUCACUAGUACUCGUGUGGUUGCGGAUAACACCUUUCUGUAAAAGCUCUCGCAGGGCAUGGGAAGCUGUGGAAAAGGCCAUCGUUCUACGGUGGGAGCAUCCAGCGUCACUCCUCAAUGGCAGAAUGCCUCGGCAGUGGCGAUCAAUUAUCAAGUUGCUCGAAAAGGCGCGCUCAGCAAGACGAGAGGCUUUGAGCAAACGAGCUAGACGAGGCUCUCGGAACGCCAAUGACUUGAAGCGCGCUUCUUUCGAAGGUCCGCCUGGAUCCUCCUCGUCGGCUGCAGUGCCAUACCAGAGCGAGGCUUUGUUGCCAAGAGAGAGCCUCCCAGGACAAGUCGCGCAAUCACGUCAACAUUGUCAUUCACCGAACGUAAUGAACAACCUAUCGAAUGCCAGUGCAGCUGGCCCAUCAAUCUCGCUGGGAGUUAUGACAGAUGCCUUUUUGAUGUUGGAGUCACAAUCAAACAACAUGGGCCAGAAUUUAUUCCAGGGGUUUCAUAAUGAGAAUAUGCCUGGUAUCUCUACCAAUGGUUCUGUGGGCCCGGACUUUGGUCAAGAACUGAUGAUGAUGGAUGGUCAGUUUUCUACCGGGGACUUUGAAGGUCUAAAUGAUCUUUCAUUCCUUGACGAUAUUGUUUGA
Fusarium sp. VM40 is the source of this 2460-nucleotide messenger RNA. The record is from the annotation of a GenBank genome assembly. NCBI's taxonomy places the organism in Eukaryota, Fungi, Ascomycota, Sordariomycetes, Hypocreales, Nectriaceae.